GAUGAUGCAAAAGAUCCGGCACCAAUGAAAUGUGGGGACACGUCAUUCGAUCUGAUGGGGUGUCAUCCGUCACAUUCAAAACUUCAACCAAUGCAAGCCACCGAAAACAACAACGGCAAGAUAGAGGGCAAUGCAUGCAUGCAUUGAUGCAUUGGCCCUAACUAAAGAACCUGUGCCAGCCAUUAUUUUUAUUCCUCAGAAUAUAUAGAACAGAUUCCUACAAGAUGAAAUUUAGUUCCGCCAUUGCGUUCCUGGCCUUGACGGUCCAAGACGCCUCUGCGUUUGCUCCCGCCUCUAGUAUUGCGCCCAGCACUCGAGCAACUACUCCACUCUUUGUCGCUGCCGACUUGGAGCGUCCUCUGGCAGAAGAAACUGCUUCCAAUGGAGAAGCAGCGGAAGAAAUGGAUUUGAAGAGUCUUCGUCGCGAUCCCACGCCCCACGCCAAACCCGUUUCGUUUGCCACCAAAUGCGCCAGUCUCUACAGUUCCAAACCUGGCGCCGAACGGGCAUUGGCGCCUCCCGUUUAUUUUGGCAGUACCUUUUUGUUGGAUGAUGCCGGACACGGUGCUCGUCUCCACGAAAAACGAGAAGCACCCUACACGGACGACGAUGGAUUCGUCUACAGUCGCUGGGGGAGUCCCACCAAUGAAGCCGCCGCCUUGCAAAUUGCCGCACUGGAGGGUGUCGACAAUGAUAAUGAUCCCCGUGGAUUAGGUUCUUCUCUGCUCUUUAAUUCCGGAAUGUCCUCCAUUACCGCGUCGCUCAUGGCCGUGCUACGAGCCGGAGAUCACGCCAUUUUCCCGUACACGGUCUAUGGCGGCACGCACGAAUUCGUGUCGGAUUUUGCCCAACAUUGGGGCGUCGAAGUGACAUUUGUCGAUGCGGCUGGCAAAGAUGGACCGGCCAAUUACAAGGCCGCCUUUCGAGAGAAUACCCGUGUCGUGUACACGGAAACACCCGCCAAUCCUACCAUGCGAUUGACCGAUUUGGCCGGUGUGGCCGGAGUGGUGGAUGAAUUCUAUGGCAAAGCCGAUAAUGUCGUGGGGAUGCAUCCCACGGAACGAAAACGUCCUUACGUCAUGGUCGAUGGAACAUUUGCCAGUCCGUAUCAUCAAAAGGUACUCGAUAUUGAGGGUAUCGAUGUCAGUAUUCAUUCCGCGACCAAAUUCUUGAGUGGACAUUCCGAUGUCUUGGCGGGGGCCGUCACGUCCCGGAGUGAACCAUUCCUUCAUGGAGUCGCAAAAGUGCAAAAACUCAUUUCGGCGCCCUUGAAUCCCAUGGAUUCUUUCUUGUUGGCGAGAGGACUCCGGACAUUGGAUGUGCGAAUGCAACGACACGGAGAAAAUGCCAUCAAGGUGGCACGCAUGCUAGAAGAACAUCCGCUCGUACAGAGUGUCUUUUAUCCCGGAUUGGACAGUCAUCCCGAUCGAGAAUUGGCCGAUGGGAUUUUCCGUAGUGGCCGCGAUGAUGACAUGGAGGAUGACGAUGACGAGGCACCACCACAGACAUAUGGUGGUAUGAUUUCCUUUAUUGUGGCGGGAGAAGGUGAAGAAGCCUUGCGACGAGCACGUAAUGUUUGUGAAAACUUGCGAGUCGUCAACUUGGCCGUGUCCUUGGGAGGCGUCGAAUCGCUCUGCGAACAUCCCGCCAGUAUGACCCACACCAUGAUCCCGCGAGAACAAAGAGUGGCGGGGGGACUGCACGAUGGAUUGAUCCGUCUCAGUAUUGGACUGGAACGGGCCAAGGAUCUGGUCCACGAUCUCAAGAACUCCUUGGACAUGUGCGAUGACGAAGGGUGUGAUACCGGGUUUUAGUUACUUACUUAUGCAUAGACACAUCAUGCAUUGAACAGGCAGUGCCAUACGGUGUUAUACAUGCAUACAAGCAAGAGCGGGCUAAAAAGAGACGACUGGCAGGAGGGUCGACGUACACGACAGGAAAAGAGAAACAGACUUGCAUAUUACUUUUUAAUGAACAACCACACAUGCAUAUUGCCCCGUUGCCUUCUGCUUGCUCGGCAGUCAAUCAGAAAGGUCGUCGACAACAGCUGAACGCAAACAUCGGUUGUGCGUACUGUAGCUGUCAGCAGGUGUCUUUUGCAGGUCUUUAUCUGUUCGUUUGUCUUUGAAAGGAACAUAAGGAUCUUUUUUCAUAUGCGCUUGCAUGCCAUUGUUUGGCGGAGCAAGGAACCAUUGAUCGCAUGCAUCUACCUACGAACUGGUACCUGGUUGGGCGCGCUCGAGAUGCCAACGAUCUUCAACGGCUUUCGGAAUCCAAAUCCCGCGACGGAACGAACCUCUACAACUACACGUAUCUAUAGAGUCUAGCUAGCUCGUAUUUUCAAACCUGUGAUCUCUCGCUCGUCCCGCAACUUCUGAAUUUCGACUGUUCUUUGCUUAAGCCUGGCCCCGGCUGGCUUCCGUACCGUAGCUAAUUUCCCUACUCUAAACCCCCUUAUAUAGUCUAUCGAGCA
Molecule: messenger RNA, 2473 nt
Organism: Seminavis robusta
Lineage: Eukaryota; Bacillariophyta; Bacillariophyceae; Naviculales; Naviculaceae
Source: the annotation of a GenBank genome assembly